Messenger RNA from Rotaria socialis, 3954 nucleotides. NCBI's taxonomy places the organism in Eukaryota, Metazoa, Rotifera, Eurotatoria, Philodinida, Philodinidae. The record is from the annotation of a GenBank genome assembly.
AUGAAAUCAAAUCAAAUUGUUACUAUAUUUAUUUUAAUUAUUAUUAAAUUCAUCACAAUAAAAUGCUAUACAUUCGAUUCGCCCAUUGAUAAUUUACUCUAUGUAAAAAAUACAUCAACACUAUAUGCAAUAUCAUCAUCACAUCUACAUCAAUUACAUUGGUCAACAACAAAUCAAACAUUAUUAUUACUUCAUCGGCGUGUGCAACUUCAUUCUACACUCGAUAAUACCGAAAAUGGCGUUAGUGUUUUUAUCUAUGAACCAUCGAGACAUUUAUUAAUCAUAUGUUCGCGUUCAUUAGUUGGCCGUUGUAUUCUGUAUGAUGCAAAUGAUAUAAGUAGAAUUUAUGUUCUUGAAUCAACGAUUGAGACAAAUUAUCUCGGAUGUCUAUCUGGCUGUUUUACCUAUUUAUCAUCGGCAAUAAUUCGUUCUGCUUUAACAGGAACUCGUCAUGAAAGAAAUGGAAAUAUUGUUAAUUCUCAAAUUGAAUUAAAAAAUGAUUUGUAUCGUUUUAACAUUGAUUAUCAAUUUCAAUCGAGUGAUCGUGCAUUAAUAACAUCAUUAACAUUUACUAAUGAAAAUCUAUCGAACGUGGAAUAUAUUUAUGGUUUUGAUUAUCAGCAACAUACAUAUUACAUACUAAAAUCAUCUCGUUUAGCUCGAUUAUGUCAAGCAUCCAUUGCAAUGCGUAUGACUUAUGAAGAAAUUCCAUUAGUUAGUUGUAAAAAUAGCUCAUCGAUUGUUACAGAAGCUUUUCAUUCGUUUGGAAGCUUUGAUUAUUUAUAUGUUGUUUAUGAAAAUACAGUUUGUAUUUAUGACAUGAAUGAAAUUGUACAUGCAUUUAAAGAAUCAAAAAUUCAAUGUCAAAGAGGCAUUGGUUAUCGUCUUGCACAUAUUGUCGAUAGUGAACAAAGAAGACCAAUGUGUGAAAAAACAAUUGAAGAAAGUUUGACGGAAAUCAAUGAAUGUACAUGGCAACCCUAUCGAACAAAUACGUACAUGGAUGGAACGAUUGGCGCCGUAGGAAACAAAAUUUAUCAAACUACGGCAAAAAAUGUAACUAUUCGAUUCGUUUUUGCUCAAAAAAAUAUUGUGAUUAUUGGUACCAGUCAACGACAUGUACUUAAGUUCAUUCAAUAUAAUCGAACUACACUUCAUUUCCUUCAUGAAUCAACGUAUCACAAUGAACCAUCCAAUGGUCAUUAUGUUGUCGACGAUGAACAUCAAUCACUUAUAUUUGCUGUUGGCACUGAGCUUCAUCGUUAUGCAUAUAAUUCUUGUUCUCUUUACGAUACAUGCCAAUCAUGCAUCGGUAGUCGACGUUAUGAUAGUAAACCAUGUAUUUGGGCCAAUGGUAAAUGUUCGUUGUCAUCGAACUCAUGGACCAACGAUCGUGGAUGUCCACCAGUAAUCAGUCAAAUUCAACCAAUAAGUACAAAUGUAAAUCUAGAACGAACUAUAUUGACAGUAAAAGGUUCAUUUGAAGGAAUCGAAGCGAACUCUAUUAAAGUUCUUGUCACAUUUUCUUUGCCAAAUCAAAAUAAAUACCUCUGUUCAAUUGAAAAAAUAAAAAAUGAGAGUUUAACUUGUAAUUUAACAAUUCCUAAACAGCCGACUAAAGGAACAAUUUCAGUUGAUAUCAAACCUAGUCGGAUAUUAUCUGUCGGCGAUACAGAUAUAUCUGGUUCUAUUGAAUAUCUCCAAAAAUUUCAUGUUUACCGACCGAAGCCCAUUCUAGUACCUGACAAUGGCCCGGCUGCUGGUGGAACUAAAAUUAAAAUUCAAAAUUUAAAAUUAAAAUCAAAUUCAAAAAUUAGAGUAUUUUUAGGCAAAGCUGAAUGUCAUAUUUUGAAACAUGAUUAUUCUACCGAUGAAAUUGAAUGUGUUAAUCAAGCUUGUAGAAACGAUUCGGAGCGAUUAGAAUUAACUGUUCAAGUUAACAAUCGCUUGUGGCAAUUAGAAAAAACAUAUUUUCAAUGUCGAGCAAAUCCGAUUAUAAAUAAUUGGUCACCGAAAAAAUCGAUUCUAAGUGGAGGAAUGAAAAUCGUAGUAUCUGGUAAAAAUCUUGAUAUUGUACAAAAGCCUACGAUGCAAUUUGUUUAUAAUUCGUCAGUUUUGACAUUAUUUGCGUCAUGUGAAAUCAUGUCAAGUUCAGAAAUGAUUUGUAUAUCACCAACUAUUGACAGACGUCUUGAUUUAACUCCAUCGUUUGAUCUUAAUGUAUUGUUUAUUAUGGAUAAUUUGAAAAUAGUACCGGUAGACGAUAUUUUAUUUGUGGCCGAUGAUCCAAUUUAUUAUCCAUUUACAAAUUUUAUUCAAGAAAUUAAUUCGUCAAAUAUUAUUCGAUUUGUGGGUUCUAAUCUUAUUUCAACACAUUCGAUGGAUCAAAUUGAUAUACGAAUAGAGAACAUUAGUAAUGCUUGUUUUCCAUUUAAUUUCACGAAUACGCAAUUGUUAUGUGUACUGCCCAAAACUACAAUUAAGAAAAUUAAAGCUUAUCAAGCAAAUGUUGAAAUUCUGGUAGGAACUAAUUUAAAAUUUUCACCUGGAAAAAUUUCAUUACAAAAUCACAAUCGAUCAUCACAUGUGUCGGACGGCAUAUUUCGAUUUGAUCCAUGGGUAAUUUUAGUUAUACUGAUUCUUGUUGCAAUAACAAUUUUCAUUAUCUUGUUUACAAUUAUACUCUUUACUUGUUGUCGUUGGCAUCGUACAUCUAAAACAUUUAAGAAAGCCACAAAACCACCUCAAUGCUAUCGAUCUAUUUUACGUGAAUUAGGAAAAAGCAAACAAAUCAAUCGAAAAAAUCUUACUAUUCACGAAAAAGUCGGCCAAGGUUGUUUUGGUGAUGUUUAUCGUGGUGAACUGAAACAACAUGGAAAUAAAUCCAUUGAAGUUGCUAUUAAAGUUUUACGCGAUCAUAAAACUUCAUCGAUGUAUGAGUUUUUGUAUGAAGCAAAUCGUAUGAAAGAUUUCUCGCAUCCUAAUAUUCUUUCAUUGAUUGGUGUCGCAUGGGAUUCGUCACGUCAAGCAAUGGUACUUUUACCUUUUAUGAAAAAUGGUGAUCUUCGAACUUAUUUAAUCGAUGAAAAAACUCACCCAUGUUUAACACAAUUAAUAGGAUGGGCUAUUCAAAUAGCGGACGGAAUGGAAUAUCUUGCAUCGUUAAAAUUUGUUCAUCGAGAUUUAGCUACAAGAAAUUGCAUGUUAGACGAAAAAUUAGUAUGUCGAGUGUCAGAUUUUGGUCUUAGUCGAGACGUUAUCGAUCGAGAUUAUUACGUUCUACCAAAUGCAACAAUAUCAUCAAAAGAUAAAGAUGGAAAAAUUCUACAAACGACACCAAGACGUUUACCAAUUCGAUGGUUAAGUCCAGAAUCUAUUGAAUCAUCGAAAUACACGAUUCAAUCUGAUGUGUGGUCUUUCGGUGUUCUUCUCUGGGAAUUAAUGAAUCGUGGUAAAACUCCGUAUCCCGGCAUAGAUAAUGCUGAUAUCUAUGCUUAUAUUAAAAAUGGUUAUCGUCUUCAACGACCGGCGAACUGCCCUCUACUACUCUAUCAAGCAGCAAUGUCUAUUUGUUGGCAUGUUGAUCCGUCACAACGUCCAUCGUUUACACAACUUGCUCACGAUAUUCGCCACAUACUUUAUCAAAUUGAAAUCGAUCUACAACGACAACAACAAUCAUCGUCGGCCGACGAUGACACGACUAUUAUUCAACGAUAUCCAAUUGAUAGAAAAAUAAAACAUUUCUCAACCGGCUCGUUAUCAUCAACGUGUAGCAUUGGUGGACAAUAUAUAACUACACCGCGUCGACAAUCAGAAAAUAUACAAUUAUUAAUUGGUCAACAACAAGAUUGUGAAGACUCCUAUACUGUUGCAUUGGAUGAAAAUGCGAUAGUUUUCAGUACAACUCGUUUAUUACCAGAAUAUACGGAAACGACCAUUGCAGAAGAAAUUUAA